Messenger RNA from Papilio machaon (common yellow swallowtail), 471 nucleotides. RefSeq names its product spidroin-1-like. The record is from RefSeq and is a predicted model, not a curated record. The coding region runs from base 1 to 471 and encodes 156 amino acids. NCBI's taxonomy places the organism in Eukaryota, Metazoa, Arthropoda, Insecta, Lepidoptera, Papilionidae. The transcript has 3 exons.
AUGAGGUGUGGGGCAGCGCGGGGCGGGGCGGGGCGCCUAGGGGCGGUGCAGCUGCAGGAAGCGGUGCAGGGUGUGGGGCAGGGCGGGGAGGGGCGGGGCCGGGCGCCUAGAGGGGCGCUGCGUGUGGGGCGGGGCGGGGCCGGGCGCCUAGGGGCGGUGCAGCUGCAGGAAGCGGUGCAGGGUGUGGGGCAGGGCGGGGCGGGGCGCCUAGGGGCGGUGCAGCUGCAGGAAGCGGUGCAGGGUGUGGGGCAGGGCGGGGCGGGCCGGGGCGGGGCGGGGCGCCUAGGGCCGGUGCAGCUGCAGGAAGCGGUGCAGGGUGUGGGGCAGGGCGGGGCGGGGCGCCUAGGGCCGGUGCAGCUGCAGGAAGCGGUGCAGGGUGUGGGGCAGGGCGGGGCGGGGCGCCUAGGGGCGGUGCAGCUGCAGGAAGCGGUGCAGGGUGUGGGGCAGGGCGGGGCGGGGCGGGGCGCCUAG